Messenger RNA from Necator americanus (New World hookworm), 225 nucleotides. RefSeq lists its product as uncharacterized. NCBI's taxonomy places the organism in Eukaryota, Metazoa, Nematoda, Chromadorea, Rhabditida, Ancylostomatidae. The record is from RefSeq and is a predicted model, not a curated record. The transcript has a single exon. Bases 1 to 225 code for a protein of 74 amino acids.
AUGACACGUGGAAAACAUCAACAUCUUGCACCGCCAUCGAAAGUGGCUAAAGUAAAUCGUCUUCGCUUCUUUGGUCAUAUAUUAAGGAGACCGGCAGAUCGCCCUGUUCAACGAGUUCUGAGGAGUUCGUCGGGUUCGAGCUGGAAGAAGCCACCUGGCCGAAAACGGAAGUUCUGGACUGAGGUGGUGAAAGCCGAAAACGGAAGUUCUGGACUGAGGUGGUGA